Molecule: messenger RNA, 840 nt
Organism: Paramecium octaurelia
Lineage: Eukaryota; Ciliophora; Oligohymenophorea; Peniculida; Parameciidae
Source: the annotation of a GenBank genome assembly
AUGGAACAAACUGUAUUGAAAAAGGUGAAUGCUUUGCUUAUGCUGAAAGCGAAGUUGCUUGCAUAAUUGAAGGAACUGAUGGUAAUUUUACCUUUAAUAAGAAUUCUUCAACAUUUAGGUUAAGACAAUCCUCUAAUGAUUCAAUUUUAACUUCUACUCAUUAUGUAUUUAUGUAUUUAUGUAUUUAUGUAAUUUUAAUUUAAAAUCUCGAUAGGAUUUAAAGUCCAACUCAUCAACUCUAUCAACUCAAUCCAGCUAAUAAAUGUGCCGUAAAUGGAUCUAAAUGUAUAUCCUUGGCUGGCUAUUCAUCAUAUGCAAAGUAGGAGGAAAUUUUUGGAUCAAGAUAUAAUGUUGCUUGUAGUGAAGGUGGAACUGAUUGUGUUUUUAUGUUCAAUCCAACUUCAGGUUCCACUACUAAUGGAGUUUGCAAUUUUAUUUACUCAAUGUUCAUUGCCAAUUCGGAUUAACACGCUUUUUAAUUUAUGCCCUUAAACUGCAAAUUAAAUCUUGCGAUUGGAACUACUCCUAGCUCAUGUUUUGAUCAUACUUGUCAAUCGGGCUGCUAAAGGGACAGCCAACUGUGUCACUAUCGCAACUUUUGAUGACAAGAAAUAUACUGUUUGUCAACCUAAAGGAAAAAAAUUGUUGUAGGUGAACCAAGUUCCUUAACUAAGAUACUUGCCAUAAAAUGAGUUAAUUCAUCAAUAGGUGGAAUGUUUAGACAAAGAAAUGUAUGUAUUUGAAACAGAUCCUCCUCAAACAAUAAUUCAACAUCUGUUAAUAAGAGUUCAGAUAAUAAAUUUUUAUAUCCUUUGUAUCCUGAAGUACAAAAUGAAUUGA